AUGUUGGCAACAAUACCAACUGAAAAGUUUGGGGAUUUGCAUUUCCUUGAAGAGCUGGACAUCGGCUCUUGUCCAAACAUCCGCUCCCAAAGACUGGUAUCGUCGUCCCUUAAGAAGCUCAUCCUGCGUGGUGCUGGUCUCUUUUGCAAUAUUGAUUGCUGCUCCCUCACCUACUUUUAUUUAGCAAGUGGGCGUGUCACGACCAUCCAACUACAAACGUGGAGUCUUCCAUCUCUACGGGAGUUAACCAUCAUUUGUCAAUCUCUUACAUCUAUUGGAGGCAGCAUUACAACAUUCUCAUCCCUUACUGUCCUAACAGUUAAAUAUUGUUAUAAAUUGUUACCUUGA
Triticum turgidum subsp. durum (durum wheat) is the source of this 348-nucleotide messenger RNA. Lineage: Eukaryota; Viridiplantae; Streptophyta; Magnoliopsida; Poales; Poaceae. The record is from the annotation of a GenBank genome assembly.